Messenger RNA from Oldenlandia corymbosa var. corymbosa, 354 nucleotides. The record is from the annotation of a GenBank genome assembly. Lineage: Eukaryota; Viridiplantae; Streptophyta; Magnoliopsida; Gentianales; Rubiaceae.
AUGGUGAUGAAUUUGGAGAGAUGGAGAUUGAAUGGGUACACGAACAAGCUGGAGCACUGGAUGAGGAUCCAGAAACGACACCGGAUUUACGAACUGGGUUCGUUGCCGCCGUUUCUGCUUGUAUUUGCCGGAAACGUUGAGAGGGUGGAGCACCGGUGGAAUCAGCACGGAUUAGGUGGAGAUAAUGUUGAAGGGUUGUGUAGGGAUUUGCAUCCGGGCCCAGUUAGCUUGCUGCAUUGGAGUGGGAAAGGGAAGCCAUGGUUGAGGUUGGAUUCCAAGAAACCGUGUCCGUUGGAUAGUCUCUGGAAGCCUUAUGAUCUAUUCAAGCACCGACAUUUAUUUUCCGACAGCUGA